Molecule: messenger RNA, 1645 nt
Organism: Magnolia sinica
Lineage: Eukaryota; Viridiplantae; Streptophyta; Magnoliopsida; Magnoliales; Magnoliaceae
Product: auxin response factor 12-like
Exons: 5
Coding region: 1265-1594 (109 amino acids)
Biological process (GO): regulation of DNA-templated transcription; response to hormone
Cellular component (GO): nucleus
Molecular function (GO): DNA binding
Source: RefSeq, a predicted model, not a curated record
ACAGGUGAGUGCAGAAUGCUAGUAGUAGACUAGUCAUCCCUACUUUAUCGCUUAGCAUCCUCAUAAACACAACAUGCGAUUGAUACUUGAGUCACCAAUAAUCUGUAUAGUGAAGCCACACAACUACAAUCUAUAGGUCAGAAGAUAGUGAAAGCUAUUAGUCUUUGGGAAAAACAAAUUACAUGUGGCUUUAAAAGUAGGUGUUAGAAAACAUCUAUGAGUGUCAAUUCACACAGUAGCUUCAUGAAUGUUACACAACUCAAAAUGAAGCUAAUGCACCAAUUUUUUCUUUACUUGAUGCCUUUAAACAUUUGUUCCAGCAAUGAUCAGAAUAAUGCAUUUGAAGGACUAUGUUUUAGGCAGUUGCAUUGAUAGGGACAUUCAUAUCGCAUUGUAGUGUCUUGCUUUUUGAACUAUUGUGUGACUGCUAUUUCUGCUUUGCAGUGCUAUUGGCCAAAAUCUGUAAACAAGUACUUAUGUUUGGGAGAUUUGCUUUGUGGUUCUCAUUUCCAUCUGUGGCUUGGUUUUAUUUUCACUUCUCAUUGGGUAAUAUGCAGGUUAGUACUAAUUCUCAUUUCCAUUUGUGGCUUGGCGUUAUUUUCAAUUCUCCUUGGCAAUAUGCAAGUAACUAAAUCCUCAACCAUCUCAUGGCCAACAUUAAUUUGAGUCAGCAUAAACCUUUGGAUCCUCUUUUUGAAAGGUAUAUUGGCUCUCCGUAUUAUGCAUUGAAAGGCACAACUCCUAAUCUUUGCAAAUCAUGGUGUAACAUGUCAAUCUCCAAGUCUCGAUGAGUGGAUGGUGUGCCUGUUUUUUCUUGUUUAUUUGAGAAGCGCAAUGCGAUAUGCUGGCUCAAUAUUGAGGGAAAUGAUUGGCAAAUAUUCUAUUCCAUUGAAAUUGGGAUUGUCUACUAUCCUUUUCAAUCUGGCAUGCUUAAGUCUUUUGUUGAUAUUGUUAAGAAAAAACAUCCGUAAAUUCUUGCAAGUUUUAUGCUUGAGUGGAAUACAGUUUUAUUUAUUUAUUAUUUCAUACUGUUGUGAUUGAACUGAUUGUUACAUCCAUGCAGGGCUUAGAGUGGAAGGAGAAAGUAGAAGAAUCUUCAACUAGAACGAUGUCUCUAAGCUUAAAAACAGUGUUUGAGCAGCUUGCAGUGGAAGUUGAGCCUAGUACCUCAGAAGCAUUGGAUCAAGAGAGAGAAGUGUUCCCAGAUCUACCAAAUGAAGUUACCCAAGCAAGGUCAGCCUAAGCGGCAUCUUCUUACAACUGGAUGGAGUGUGUUUGCAAGUGCAAAGAGGCUUGUUGCAGGAAAGAAAAGAAUCAGUUAUUCCUUGGAACCCGGUGUGCUAAUCAGCCACAAACAGUCAUGUCGGUUUUAUCAAGUGAUAGCAUGCAUAUAGGGCUCCUUGCUGCAGCAGCUCAUGCAGCCGCCGCAAAUAGUCGUUUCACUAUUUUUUAUAACCCAGGGGCAAGCCCAUUUGAAUUUGUCAUACCUCUAGCCAAAUAUGCUAAAGCAGUCUACCACACCCGUGUUUCAGUUGGCAUGCGCUUUCGGAUGCUAUUUGAGACAGAAGAGUCAAGUGUGCGUCGGCUAAAAUAAUUGGAAGGGCAGGGUUCCCAAAGUUUGAUGAAUAUGUUCCCAUGGUAGACA